Colletotrichum graminicola M1.001 is the source of this 2136-nucleotide messenger RNA. RefSeq lists its product as uncharacterized. Gene Ontology annotation, molecular function: calcium ion binding; NADH dehydrogenase activity. The transcript has a single exon. The coding region runs from base 1 to 2136 and encodes 711 amino acids. The record is from RefSeq and is a predicted model, not a curated record. NCBI's taxonomy places the organism in Eukaryota, Fungi, Ascomycota, Sordariomycetes, Glomerellales, Glomerellaceae.
AUGCCUCCUACUACAUCAGCGCUGAUGCGCCUCCCUCGCGUCGCCUCUCAGAUCUCUCCAACUGGCCUUACUAAGGCUUACCCGAAAUGCCGACAACAGAGCAUCGCCUCUCAGAGACGUGCAUUUGCUAAUUUGCCUCAACGAUCACGAACAACCCGGACGCCUCUUGCCAACUCUUUCUUCAAUGCUCAUGGCUUGCCCAAAGGAACCGCCCUCCGAUUCGUCUCAGGCACAACUCCUCCUUAUAAGCCCACUUCACGAAUCCUGCGUUUCGCAUACCGUAGCGCAGUAUGGCUCGGCAGCGGUGUCAUCUUCGUCGGCCUAGGUGUGGUAGGGUUCUUCAUCUACGACGCUUCGACAUACAAAGAACACCCCGAUCAAUUCGAGAUCAACGUAUCCGAGCUGGCGUUGAAUCCCAAGAAGGGUGGGCCCAAGAACCUGCCCAUUGCCGAAGUUUUGAUCGACGACCUGGAUACUGAAAAAAUGACGAGCGCAAAGAACAAGCCAAAGCUGGUUAUUCUGGGUGGCGGAUGGGGUGGCGUGGCCCUCCUCAAAGAGCUGAUUCCGGACGAAUACCACGUCACUGUUAUCUCGCCAACCAACUACUUUUUGUUUACGCCUAUGCUCCCGUCUGCCACCGUAGGAACACUAGAACUCCGAUCGCUCGUUGAACCGGUCCGUCGUAUUCUUUCCCGCGUCCACGGCCACUUCAUCUGCGCAAAGGCUGAGGACGUGGAGUUUUCACACAAGCUGAUCGAAUGCUCCCAAACCGACGCUCAUGGCAACGAGACCCGUUUCUACGUCCCUUAUGACAAGCUGGUUAUCGCUGUUGGAUCAACCACCAACCCCCACGGCGUCAAAGGACUAGAGAAUGCCCACUUUCUCAAGGACAUCAGUGAUGCGCGCAAGGUUCGGAACCAAGUCAUGCACAACCUCGAGCAAGCUUGCGUGCCGACAACCUCUGACGAAGAGCGCAAACGUCUCCUGUCCUUCGUUGUGAGCGGAGGUGGACCUACCGGUGUCGAGUUCGCGGCCGAGCUGUUCGACAUGCUCAACGAAGACUUGACACAGCAUUUCCCCAAGCUCCUCCGCAAUGAGAUUUCUGUCCACUUAAUCCAGAGCCGCAGCCAUAUCCUCAACACUUAUGACGAAGCUGUCUCCAAGUACGCUGAAGAGCACUUUGCCCGCGAUCAGGUUGACAUCCUUACAAACUCCCGCGUCAAAGAAGUCCUCCCCGACAAGAUUGUUUUUACCCAGAAGCAGCCUGAUGGAUCCCUCGUCACCAAGGAGCUCCCCAUGGGCUUCUGUCUCUGGUCAACUGGCGUCGCCCAGGCCGACCUGUGCAAGCGGCUGUCCGCCAAACUUGGCCCAUCACAGACAAACCGACACGCUCUCGAAACCGAUACCCACCUUCGCCUUAAUGGCACGCCUCUGGGCGACGUUUACGCCAUCGGCGACUGCUCAACGGUCCAGAACAAUGUAGCCGACCACAUCAUCACUUUCCUCCGCGGCGUCGCUUUCAAGCGCGGCAAGGAUCCUGAGACCCUAGAGCUGCACUUUAGCGACUGGCGCGACGUGGCCAACGACGUCAAGAAGCGCUUCCCUCAGGCCAUCAGCCAUCUGAAGCGUCUUGACAAACUGUUUGAGCAAUUUGACAAGGACCAGUCCGGCACCCUCGACUUUGGCGAGCUUAGAGAGCUGCUGAAGCAGAUCGAUUCCAAGCUCACAUCGUUGCCCGCUACGGCACAGCGCGCCCAUCAGCAAGGUCAGUAUCUUGCGCACAAGUUCAACAAGCUGGCACGCACCUCGGAUGGCCUUAAGGCGAAUAUGGUCUUUGACGGCGAUAUCGAUUCCGUCGUUUACAAGGCGUUUGAGUACCACCAUCUCGGCAGCCUAGCUUACAUUGGCAACUCGGCUGUUUUCGACUGGGGAGAAGGAUGGAAUUUCGCUGGCGGUCUGUGGGCUGUCUACAUGUGGCGGUCUGUUUAUUUUGCGCAGAGUGUUAGCUUACGCACACGUAUCCUACUUGCCAUGGACUGGGCCAAGCGUGGUCUUUUUGGAAGAGGUAAGUUACUAUUAUUCUACGCGCUAAAAGGCUCGGUUGCUAACAGUGGUUCAGAUUUGAUGAGUUACUAA